AUGGCGACUGUGCUUCCGCCCCCCAGCAAGCGCCAGAAGGUCGCUCAGGCCGAAAAGGCCCGCGAGCAACAAGAGAUCCAAAGUAUUCCCAGCGACUUGGGCAGUGUCCGCGUCCAAUUCUACGACCAGUCCACAGGCAAUGCCACCGGGCCCGCCGUCUCAGUGCCCGUGGCCGAUGCGAACAUUAAGAACCUCGAGACACUCCUCAACACAUUACAAGGCAAUGAUGACGACGAACGGGUGCCCUAUCGGUUUACCUACCAGUCCGAUACCAAGGAAGGCCAGACCAUCGACAUCCUCGCCAAUCUGUACCACUCGCUGCUCCAACCAGGAUUGAAGACGACCGAAGAUACCAUCCCACUGUACUUCACCCCACAAGCUGUGUUCCGCGUCAAAGCCGUUUCGCGCUGCGCCGCAUCAAUAGCCGGGCAUGGCGAGGCAAUUCUCGCCACGUCUUUUUCCCCAGUUUCUUCCUCGACCAUGGUGUCGGGCAGCGGUGAUGCGACUGCCCGUGUCUGGGACUGUGACACGGGGACCCCGCUGCACACCCUCAAGGGGCACACCAGCUGGGUGUUGGCGGUGGCAUACUCGCCGAAUGGGGCGCUGAUCGCGACCGGCAGCAUGGAUAACACGGUACGAUUGUGGGACGCGAAGAAGGGCCAGGCACUCGGUGGGCCGCUCAAGGGCCAUGCAAAGUGGAUUACAAGUUUGGCGUGGGAGCCGUACCACGUUCAAGAAUCCGGGCGGCCACUUUUGGCGUCGGCAUCCAAGGACUCGACAGUUCGGGUGUGGGAUGUAGUGUCCAAACGCAUCGAAAAUGUGCUUACUGGCCACAAAGGCUCGGUCACCUGUGUGCGCUGGGGCGGCACCGGCAAGCUCUAUACGGCAUCCCACGACAAGACAAUCAAGAUCUGGAAUCCGAAGGAUGGUACUUUGUUACAGACCCUCUCGGCGCAUGCCCACCGUGUGAACCACUUGGCGCUGUCCACAGAUUUUGCGCUUCGUACUGCCUACCAUAACCACACGGGCAAGGUUCCCGACACCGAGGCGGAAAAAGUCGCUGCGGCCCGGAAACGUUUCGAAGAGGCGGCUACGGUCAACAAUGUCAUCGUGGAGCGGCUUGUGUCUGCCAGCGACGACUUCACCAUGUACCUGUGGGACCCGGCGAGCUCGAGCAAGCCCGUAGCCCGACUCCUGGGCCACCAGAAGGAGGUAAACCACGUCACGUUUUCUCCGGACAUGGCAUAUAUUGCAUCUGCCGGGUUUGACAACCACGUCAAGCUAUGGAACGGGCGUGAUGGAAAAUUCAUCACCACCUUCCGCGGCCACGUCGGUGCCGUCUACCAGUGCUGUUUCUCCGCCGAUUCGCGGCUUCUGGUCUCUUCAUCCAAGGACACCACGCUCAAAGUGUGGGAUGUGCGCACGGGGAAGCUGUCGACGGACCUGCCGGGCCACAAGGACGAGGUAUUCGCCGUCGACUGGAGUCCCGACGGACAAAAGGUCGGCAGCGGUGGCAAAGACAAGGCGAUCCGGAUCUGGCGCAACUGA
Molecule: messenger RNA, 1548 nt
Organism: Penicillium riverlandense
Lineage: Eukaryota; Fungi; Ascomycota; Eurotiomycetes; Eurotiales; Aspergillaceae
Product: Ribosome assembly protein 4
Exons: 3
Coding region: 1-1548 (515 amino acids)
Biological process (GO): ribosomal large subunit assembly
Cellular component (GO): nucleolus
Molecular function (GO): protein binding
Source: RefSeq, a predicted model, not a curated record